This is a messenger RNA of Phoenix dactylifera (date palm), 1072 nucleotides long. The record is from RefSeq and is a predicted model, not a curated record. NCBI's taxonomy places the organism in Eukaryota, Viridiplantae, Streptophyta, Magnoliopsida, Arecales, Arecaceae.
UCGAAUUCCACGCAGCCAUAAAGGGUGGAAAGAGAGUGGGGUAGAGAUCGGAACUCGGAAGUCUCCCUUCCCGAAGUUUUCUCUGCUGUCGCGUGAUCUAGGGUUAGGGUUUUCGGGUGGGGAUGGCGCAGGGGAGGCGGCAGACGGGGAUGGUGAAGUGGUUCAGCGGGGCGAAGGGCUUCGGCUUCAUCUCCCCCGACGACGGUGGAGAGGACCUCUUCGUCCACCAGACCUCCAUCCGCUCCGACGGAUUCCGCACCCUUGCAGAGGGCGACGCCGUCGAGUUCGCCGUCGAGCACGGCGACGACGGUCGCUCCAAGGCCGUCGACGUCACAGGCCCCCAUGGAUCCGCCAUCUCCUCCGCCGGAGGCGGAGGGAGGGAGUACUCUGGCGGCAGAGGCAGGGCAAGCGGAGGAUACGGCGGAGGGUACGGUGGGGGUUAUGGAAGCGGCGUCGGCGGUGGAUACGGGAGAGGGUGGAGGAGUGGGGGGAGAGGCGGGAGGAUGGGCAGCGGUGGAGGAUAUGGCGGCGGCGGAUAUGGAGGCGGCGGAUAUGGCGGCGGGUAUAGCGGUGGUGGCUAUGGUGGUGGUGGGCCGUGCUAUAACUGUGGGAGGACUGGGCACUUGGCUAGGGACUGUACUCAGGGAGAAGUCAGCGGUGGCGGCGGAGGGAGGUACGGCGGCUAUGGCGGCGGCGGCUAUGGUGGAGGCGGCGGCUAUGGCGGAGGCGGCGGCUAUGGAGGAAGCGGCAGCUAUGGCGGCGGCGGCGGCGGGGGUUGCUAUAACUGUGGAGAGCAAGGUCAUUUUGCGCGGGAGUGCCCUAACGGCACAUGAAGUGAAGUAAUUGUAUUUGAGUGCUUUCCUAUAUGAUUGUAUCCUGGAUUAGAUCUCCUCUUAAGUUUUCCCUUUUCUUUAGUUGAUUUUUGAUCUCGUGGUUUCUGCUUACAGAAAUAUAGGGUUUUUUUUUCCAGGUUUAAUAUUUUUGGGAUUUCAUGCACAUGUUUUAUAUGGAAUUAAUGAAGCCUUUUGCUAUGUGGAUAUGUUCGAUUUAAGCUUCUUCAUUUAUUAUGAGA